AUGAAUAAUGAUUAUAUGGAUGAAUCAAUUAUAAAUGAUAUAAUAAGAGCAGAUAUUGAAAGGAGAAAGAAAACAAUAGAUGAUAUAAUAAAUUUUAAGGAAAGGGUGCCAUUAGUUGAAUAUAAUAAAAAGGGCAAUGAAAUAUAUAUAUGUUCAGAAUACUAUUUUAUAAAUAACAUAUAUAUUAAUGUGACAUAUGAAAAUAAUAAAUUUAAGUUAAAUUUUGUGGACAAAAAUUAUUCAAACAUUGAAAAAAGAGAAGAAAAAGAGGAACACAUCUUUAAAAUAGAUGGAUUGGAAAAUAUGGAAAAGACAAGAAGCUUUGAAUUAGAUAUAACAAAUAUUGAACUAGAAAAGAGUAUAUUUAAUGAGCUUGAUAAAUUUUCAACUAAAAAUGAAGAUGCAAAUGAUUCUCAAAGUAAUAGUACCACGAAAGAUGUUAUAUAUGAUGAAAUUGGAGUUGUGAAAUUUGACAAAACUAUAAACAAUUAUUUAGAUAACGAAAUAAUAAAUAAAGAAUUAGAUGAUUGGAUUCGUUAUAUAAAGGGUGGAACAAGAAACAAUUAUAUAAUAGUAUUAAGUGGUACAUCAGGAUCUGGUAAAAGUACACUAAGUUGUUUGUUAAGUCUAUUUUUAAAUAUUAAUAGAAUUUUAUCGACAGAUAUAAUAAGAGAAAUUUUAAGAAAAUAUGACACAACUGGUGAUAAAUAUCUAAAAUUUUCAACAUAUGAAUCAUGGAAAUUAGUUAAUAGUGAUGAUGAAGAAUAUGAGGAAAAUUUAAAUAUGAAGAAAAAUUCAACAAAUAUAGAUAACGGAAUAGGAUAUAAUAAUAGGGGAAACGAAGACAAGACAUAUGAUACUUGUCAUGAUCCUAAUAUAAAUUUUUCAAACGGAAAAAUUAGGGAUGAAUGUGAAAAUUAUUUAUCCAACUAUAUAAAAGAUAAUAUUCCUCAUGCAGUAUUGAGAAAGAGAUGCAUUGAAAAUUAUUCAAAACAAUGUACCCUUUUGUUUAAUUUUAUCGAUGAAAUUAUUAAUUACCAUAUUAUAAAUAAUGAAUCUAUAAUAAUAGAAGGUGUACAUAUGAAUGCAGAUUUAAUAAAUAAACUGAAUAAUAAAUAUCCAAAUAAAAUAAUAUACUUUUUAGUUUAUAUUAGUGAUAAAGAGACAAGCAUUAAACGAUUUUCAAGUAGAACUAUUGAUUCAAAUACGGAAGAAAAUAAAUAUAUUAAAAAUAUUAAUUAUAUCAAUGAUAUACAAAAUAUUUUAAUAGAAACUACAAAAAAAUUAAAGCAUCCAAUUAACUAUAUUGAAAACAUAGAUAUUUAUAAUUCUUUGGAGCAGGCCCUUAAUAUAAUAUACUCAUCUAACUAA
Plasmodium yoelii is the source of this 1371-nucleotide messenger RNA. Its product is annotated as conserved Plasmodium protein, unknown function. Lineage: Eukaryota; Apicomplexa; Aconoidasida; Haemosporida; Plasmodiidae. The coding region runs from base 1 to 1371 and encodes 456 amino acids. The record is from RefSeq and is a predicted model, not a curated record. The transcript has a single exon.